This is a messenger RNA of Zea mays, 1800 nucleotides long. RefSeq names its product plant UBX domain-containing protein 2. Bases 190 to 1497 code for a protein of 435 amino acids. Gene Ontology annotation, biological process: DNA repair; defense response to fungus. Lineage: Eukaryota; Viridiplantae; Streptophyta; Magnoliopsida; Poales; Poaceae. The record is from RefSeq and is a predicted model, not a curated record. The transcript has 3 exons. Gene Ontology annotation, molecular function: protein binding; DNA binding.
GCAAGCUGGCCUGGAGCGCCUCUAUUCCGCUUUUCUGCCACUUCAUUCUUUCCUCGGUAGCUUCGUCCCUGGCUCCCCGCGGCGACAGCCUCCAGCUCUCCACCAGCGCCGCUCCGCGUGAGCGUCCACGCUCCAAUCGACCAAUCCCAUCUGUUCGCGGCCGCCCACGCUUCCGCCGCCAGCGCCUUGAUGAAGGACAAGAUGAAGGAUUUCGUGAAGAAGAUCACCUCCUCCGGGUCCGGGACCCCCUCCUCCUUCAAGGGAACCUCCCACGUCCUUGGCUCCGGCCCCUCCCCCUCCUCCUCCUCCUCCCACCCCGCUUCCCGUCCUUCAAACCCUAGCGCAAACCCCAGGCCCGCCCCUAUGCGGCCCUCCCCACCUCCCCCGCCCACUUCAACCACCGAUUUCGCCCCCCUCACGCCCCUCGUCUCCUCCUCCUCCUGCCGUCCAGAUGCGAACGGCACCGCGGCCGCCGCCGUCGCUUGCCCCAGCUGCGGAGACGCGUUCCCGUCCGAGGUCGCCGUCUCCGAGCACCUCGACGGCUGCCUCGCGUCGGCAGGGGGCGCCCGCGCGUGUGCCUCCGCGUACCUCGCCGCCGACCCGCCCCCGCCCGCGGCCUCCGUGGAGGUGGUCAAACGCCUGCUGGGCAACCUGCUGCGGGAGCCCGAGAACGACAAGUUCAGGCGGGUGAGGCUGAGCAACCCGCGGAUCAAAGAGGCGGUGGCGGACAGGGAAGGCGGGAUGGAGCUCUUGGAGGCCGUCGGGUUCAGGGUCAGAGAUGAGGGCGGAGAACCCUUCGCCGUGAUGAACGAAGUGCCCAGGGACGCGAGGCUCAAUGGGAUCAGGAGGGCCGUCCUCCUGCUCGAGGGGGCACACCCCUCUGCGCCUCCAGUGAAGGCAGAGGUUGAGGCCAAGGAGAGCUGCAGUAAUGUGGCUGAUCUGCAGGACGGUGCUAAGAAUAUUGAUCGGCAGGUUCGGGUAUUUUUCUCUGUUCCUGAGAGUUCUGUGGCACAAAAUGAUGUACCAGAUUCUUUUUACAAUCUUACUGGUAAUGAGAUACGGAAUGAAGCAAAGAUGAGGAGGGAAAGGUUAGAACAAUCACGAUUGUUGAUACCAAAGUCUUACAAGGAGAAGCAGGCAUUGGCUGCUCGACAGAAGUAUAAACAAGCUGUCAUUCGAGUCGAGUUUCCAGAUAGAAUGAUUCUUCAGGGCGUAUUCCUACCAGGCGAGGCCACUGGUUCGCUGUAUGAGUUCGUCACAUCUGCUCUGAAGCAGCCAGGCUUGGAGUUCGAACUUAUCUCUCCCGCCAUUCCUAAGCCGCGUGUGGUGCCUCAUUUUCCAAACCCGGGAGAGCGGGCACGCACCUUGCAAGAGGAGGAGCUGGUCCCUUCCGCGCUCCUCAAGUUCAUUCCCAGGGAGACUGAUUCCGUGGUCUUCACCGGUUUGCUUGAUGAGCUUCUGAAGGCCAGUGAGCCGCUUCCUGCUGCAUCACAAUGAAGUGUGUGUGUAUGUGUGUGUAUAGCAGUUCGUUCUGUUGCUGUUUCUGCUUGCUGCAUCACAGGAUUACUUGGAUAAUAACGGUACAUAUUUGUAUUGGCUGACAUAUCUUGUGGAAAGGUUGACAUACUCGAGAAUUCGUUAGGCCCAUGCUGAACUGGAUAUGGGCUGGACUGGACUGGACUGUAAAACUCAAUACAUGGCAAGAUUGCUUGAUUUGGCUGUCGCGGAUUCUUACCGAUUUUUUUUUCAAAGGCCCAGUUUGUGUACUAUUAUUAUUAUUAUUAUUAUUAUUUCUUUUCA